Messenger RNA from Gryllus bimaculatus (two-spotted cricket), 729 nucleotides. NCBI's taxonomy places the organism in Eukaryota, Metazoa, Arthropoda, Insecta, Orthoptera, Gryllidae. The record is from the annotation of a GenBank genome assembly.
AUGUUUAUGUCUUCCAACAGCGCCGUCCUGUUUGAAAGGUCACGUGGGCUCGACCGCGUGCGGCCGCCCCCUGCGGCGUUGCUUGGCGCGCGCAGAAGGUGCGUGAUGGUGCUCUGGUGCUUCGGUGGGGUCUUUGUGAGCAUAGCGUGCAGCAGGCGAUGGGUGCUCUUCGGACUCCACGCGCGUCGGGCGCUCGCGAGGUGCUUCUACCGUUCGCCGCUGGUGCUCGGGGUGGUUCGGGUCGGUGCGUUGCGGACGGGUGGUGCGCGUGGGCUGAUCGCGCUGUGCGUCUUUUUGGAUAACGCGUGCAGGAGGUGGCUCAUGCUGUGUUUGCUUGAUCUGGGAUCGGUCUUGUGCGAGCGCGGGCUGGUGGGGGCUGGUUCGGUACUCGGGGUGGUUGGGGCGCGUGGCCUGCGGGCGGCGCCGACGGGUGCUGUUGGCGUGGGCGGGGUGGUUCUUGACGGGGCCGCGCGCGGGCGGCGGGGGCUGGUCGUGCAGGGCAGCGCUCUCCGGCCGCGGAGGGCGCGCCUUGGCGGGCAGGGUGGACUCGGCGGGAUGCUGGUCCGCGUGGAAUGGAUUGUUGCCGGGGCGUGCGGCGCGGGAGUGGGCGCGUCGGGCCAGCAGGCUCGCCGUGGGGGCGGGCGGCGUCUAGCGGCCGUCGCGUGCCUGGCGAGCGGGUGGGGCGUAGGCGUGCGGUUGCUCCGCGCGAGCAAGGUGCUCGUGCUCUGA